Messenger RNA from Diaporthe citri, 732 nucleotides. RefSeq lists its product as uncharacterized. Bases 1 to 732 code for a protein of 243 amino acids. Lineage: Eukaryota; Fungi; Ascomycota; Sordariomycetes; Diaporthales; Diaporthaceae. The transcript has a single exon. The record is from RefSeq and is a predicted model, not a curated record. Gene Ontology annotation, molecular function: hydrolase activity.
AUGGAACUGCAAAUAUUAUCAGACCUCCAUCUCGAGAGCCCCAAGGCCUAUGACUUCUACGAGAUCAAGCCUUCUGCCCCCAACCUAGCACUUCUGGGGGAUAUCGGUUGCGUCUGCGACCCGGAUUACCUCACAUUCCUCUCCACGCAACCGGCCCAGUUCCGGGUCGUCUUCCACCUCCUAGGCAACCAUGAACCAUUUGGCUCAACCUGGGACGCAGCCAUCAAGACGCUCCGCUCGUUCCAGGAGCAGAACCGCCAGGAGCGAGCGCAGUCGCCAGGCUCCGGCGUCGGCGAGUACGUCCUCUUAGACCGAGACGAGUUCCACCUCCCGUCCCACAACCUCACCGUCCUCGGCUGCACGCUCUUCUCAGACGUCCCGGCGCGCUCCACGACGGACAUCAGCUUCGGCCUGAACGACUUCUUCCGCAUCGGGGACUGGACGGUGGAGCAGCACGUGCAGGCGCACCGGCGGGACGUCGCCUGGCUGAACGGGCGCGUGGCCGCUCUCGCGCGCGAGCAACCCGGCCGCCGCGUCGUUGUCCUCACGCACCAUAGCCCCACGGUCGACGCCAGGACCGUCAACCCGAGGUUCGCGGACAGCAAGAUCUCGUCAGGCUUCGCGACGGACCUGAGCGGGGAGGAGUGCUGGGGGAGUGGGAAUGUGGUCUUCUGGGCGUUUGGGCAUACGCAUUAUAACUUCGGGCGUUUUCGUGAUGAGGGCACUUGGUAA